Hermetia illucens (black soldier fly) is the source of this 1500-nucleotide messenger RNA. It is a transcript of the gene Rpn10, whose product is annotated as 26S proteasome non-ATPase regulatory subunit 4. Bases 71 to 1255 code for a protein of 394 amino acids. Gene Ontology annotation, biological process: proteasome-mediated ubiquitin-dependent protein catabolic process. The record is from RefSeq and is a predicted model, not a curated record. The transcript is spliced from 7 exons. Gene Ontology annotation, molecular function: polyubiquitin modification-dependent protein binding. Lineage: Eukaryota; Metazoa; Arthropoda; Insecta; Diptera; Stratiomyidae. Gene Ontology annotation, cellular component: proteasome regulatory particle, base subcomplex; nucleus; cytosol.
UGUACCGGUGUCAUUGAUAAAUUACACUUCAGUGCCAUGAAGUCAGUGACAAGCGAAUUUGUGUGGAAAAAUGGUGCUCGAAAGUACUAUGAUCUGUUUUGAUAACAGUGAUUACCAGCGAAAUGGUGAUUACUUUCCAACACGGUUGAAUGCGCAAAAGGACGGGAUUAAUUUGGUGUGUCUGACGAAAGUUCGAUCGAAUCCGGAGAACAAUGUCGGACUUCUGACGUUGGCCAAUACUGUUGAAGUGUUGGCUACGCUCACUAGUGACGUGGGACGAAUCCUAUCGAAGAUGCAUUUAGUUCAGCCGAAAGGAAACAUAAAUUUGUUGACGGGCAUAAGGAUCGCCCAUUUAGUUUUGAAGCAUCGUCAGGGAAAAAACCACAAAAUGCGCAUAGUAGUCUUCGUUGGGUCCCCAAUUGGAAACGAAGAGAACGAAUUGGUGAAAUUGGCGAAGCGGCUCAAAAAGGAGAAAGUCAAUGUCGACAUGGUCAGCUUCGGAGAUCAUAAUUCAAAUAAUGAGCUGUUGACUUCCUUCAUUAACGCGCUGAAUGGAAAGGAUGGCACUGGAUCUCAUCUUGUGAGCGUUCCACGCGGAUCUGUCUUGUCUGAAGCUUUGCUUUCGUCGCCUAUCAUUCAGGGUGAAGACGGUAUGGGCGGAGCAGGAUUAGGUGGAGCCGGAUUUGAAUUUGGUGUCGAUCCGAAUGAAGAUCCUGAAUUGGCCUUGGCUUUGCGUGUUUCGAUGGAAGAACAACGACAACGCCAGGAAGAUGAACAGCGUCGUGCCUUGGCCGCCUCCAACACGGAAGGUACUGCUCAAGAAUCGACCGGGGCUGAAACUGAGAGCUCUCCAGCUGCUGUAGACACUGCCGAUCCGAAUAGUGAGGAAGCGAUGUUGCAACGCGCGCUGGCCCUUUCCACCGAGACGCCAACUGAGGAUGCCUUGCCCGAUUUCGCGAACAUGACCGAAGAGGAACAGAUUGCGUUUGCUAUGCAAAUGUCGAUGCAAGAUGCACAAGACACAGUCGUUACGCAGCAAGCAAAACGUCCAAAAACCGAGGAUGUUACACCGAUGGAAGUAGAUGAAGACUAUAACGAAGUUAUUAGUGAUCCUGAAUUUUUACAAAGUGUUUUGGAAAACCUACCAGGUGUUGAUCCACAAUCUGAAACAAUUCGAGAUGCGGUAGGCUCUCUGAACAAAGAUAAAGAUAAGAAAUCGGGUGAGAGCAGCGAUAAAGAUAAGAAAGGAAAAUAAUUUGGGCAAUUGGAUUAAGAAUCUGGUCUGCAAGAGGGGACAGCAUUGUAAAAUGUUAUUUUUAAAAUAUCUCUAGCCUCGUUUCCUACUUUGAGCGAGUUAUAUAAAAUUUAAUAAAUUUUUGUUUUCUUCAGGAAUUAUAAUCUUGCAUAUUCUUUUUCUCAACAUUGGUUUAUUUUUUUUGUAUUUAUGUAGAUUAAAGCAAAUCGAUCACGAUUGAGAAUAAAGUACGAGACUUAUUAAAA